Molecule: messenger RNA, 663 nt
Organism: Haemonchus placei
Lineage: Eukaryota; Metazoa; Nematoda; Chromadorea; Rhabditida; Trichostrongylidae
Source: the annotation of a GenBank genome assembly
UAUGAUGUAGAGAAGCUACCAUCCUCCCAAUGCAGAGCGAACACAAACGCUUUGAUUUGGUUAUGGAAUUCGCCAAGUUUCUCAUCCUUCACAUUUGUAUACAUCUCGGAGAGUUCUUUCAUGAUUUCGUCCCUAUUGCACACUAGAGGCCAACUAUCGGGAACAGGAAGCGGAACAGUAUAACGUCCGGUAGGCGGUGAAUUUGCGUCGUUCCAUUUUCUUGAGUCAACUUUAUCUGCCUUGCGCGGUCUCCCACGCUGACGUUUCUCGGUAAGAACAUGCCCGCCAUCACUUGCGCCUUUAGCUAGGGCACUCUUAGGGCUUUUGGGGGCGUCACAUGAAUCAGAUUUCUCCGACGCUGAGUCACUUUUCUUGAGUGUUCCAUUAUUUAGUGCUCCUUGAUCCGAAGAUUCUUCAGCGCUUGUUUCCGCUGGUCGUUUCUUGGGAGGCCUGCCUCUUUUACCAGUUGAAACCUUUUUCACUUCCGGGGCACUGAAACCAAUGCGUGAAAAUUAUAUAGGAGCCUUAACUGACUUUUUCACAUCAAAAAUGAAUGGUGAAAGACAAAAAAUACAUAUCAGGGACACAUACACAGAGUUAAUGAAUCGAUACACUGAUUAUAUAACAACUAAACUAAUAAAUAAAAAAUAUAUAAGAAUCUAA